This is a messenger RNA of Moneuplotes crassus, 3009 nucleotides long. The record is from the annotation of a GenBank genome assembly. NCBI's taxonomy places the organism in Eukaryota, Ciliophora, Spirotrichea, Euplotida, Euplotidae.
UAUAUUAAUAGAAACUAGAUAAUAUAUUUCACAAUGAGGGAAUCCGAUUCAAAAGCUCUCAAGAAGAGAGUUCCCAAAAAUAGCGAAGAAAGCUCACAAGAACAAGAAUUCGAGUCUUCUGAGUCCUCUGAAGCCUCUUCUGUUGGUGAAAGUGUGGUCGAUACUGAUGAAGACUUGAAGAUCUUCGAAGAUCCUAUGGACAAAAUGCCUCCUGAUUUUACUCUUUGUAGGAAACAUUAUGAGGCUAGCACUGUGAAAGACUUAAGAGUUAUUAAGAAUGAUAAGAGCAGAGAUGACCCUAGAUGCUUCUGCCAGUGUUGAUAUUUGCCAUUGAAUAGUUCUGCUAGUAAAUUCUCGUUCUGGGCGAACUUUACAGCCUUGUCAUCACUUGGCGCUUCAUUCGCCCUCUUCUUCAGGAUCAAGUACUACAUGCUUGCUGUGCUCCUGGUCUGGUGCUUCUUCGCCUCUGUUUUGACAAUUCCUAGAUUGAGUACGAAGGAUAGAGCAGCAGAGUUCAGCCCUGAUGAGGAAGUAGCCUACAUCUCAGACUGGAGCUUGGGAAACUUCGGAAAGUGAGGAGAUGACUGAGAGGGAGAUGAAAUAAAUGGUAUCAUGGGGAUUCAUUUUUGAGCUCUUAUUUCAAUUGUUAUUAUUGGAGUUAUCUAUAGAUUUCAUCAAUUUUUGAAGAUUAGAGAUCUUGAGAAGGACUGCACUGAACCAUCUAAUUUUGCAGUCCUGGUUAGUAACAUUCCAAGGAAGAAAAAUGAGGAAGAAAUCAGAGAGUGGCUGGCUAGCUUCUUGCACGAUCCUAGCAUAUCUUAUGUUAACAUGUGCUAUAAUGUCAGUAAUCAAAACAAGAAGAUCAAAGGUCUGAUGAAUCUUAGAAGGAAGAGGAGGAUGCUCUUGCAAGGCAAGAAGAAUUUGGAAGAAAAUAAAGAAGAAGAAUCAGACAUGAACCAUCGAUCAGAUGAAAUUGAGCAAGAAAUUAAGGAAAUCAACGAGGAAAUCUAUAAAGUUAAGAAGAUGCUACAAGACGAGAUCAGUGAGGCAGAUUUCUGCAAAAAGGCUUUUGUCGUCUUCGAAAAAUCUAAGAAAGCUAACCAUAUUCUUGGAUAUUUCAACCUUAACUAUUUCACAAGGCUAUUUUAUUUCAUUAAGUUCAAGAUUUGAAGAAGUGACAGGAAAGGAAUUGAGUACAGAUAUUGGGAUAACCACACAAUUCACGUUGAAAGAGCUGCUGACCCUAAGGAUAUCUUAUGGGAGAACCUAUCCAUUAGUCUUAAGGUGAAGUUGAAAAGAAACAUCAUCACUUAUACAUGAACUUUUAUCUGUCUUGGUGUCUCUUUUGGCUUGAAUCUUGCAAUUAAUUCAAUCAUUGAUGUUCUGAGAGGCGAAGAAAGUUCUUCAGCUGCUGCAGAAGUCUUUGUUGUUAUCCUAUCAAUUCUCUCUUCGAUCCUUGUCUCUGUAAUCAAUAUUAUUCUUGAGAAGAUUAUUAGAGAGCUGUCUGCUUAUGAAAGGCACGAUACUUAUACAAAGCUAAACCUGUCUGUUUCGUUGAAAUUGACUUUUGCAACCUUCAUUAACACAGGGAUUCUUCCGCUCUUUUUGAAUUUUGGAACAAAAAACUGGUUCCACUCUAAUGGACUGAUGAACGAAGUGUUCUAUAAUAUGCUUUCUAUUAGUUUUGUCAGCCCUAUUCUUUAUUUAUUUGAUGUUGGGUAUAUUACUAAUCUCAUCAAAAUGAGGAUUGAAGAAAAGAAAGGAGAAAAUUCAACUCUAACGCAGAGAGAAGCUAAUGCUUUGUUUGAGCCACCUCCAGUUGACAUGGCUCAAAGAUACUCAGAUGCAAUGCUUAUGUUGUGCAUGGUGGCGAUGUACACAUUUGUUCUCCCUAUUAUCCCAGUGGUUGCUCUAUUUGGAACCUUAUUUCAGUAUAGUGUAGAGAAAUAUUUGUUAAUCACAAGGCACAAGCUUCCAGAGAGGUUAGGAUCAGAGCUGGCAAGUGUAUAUAUCGAGAUAUUGCCACUUAUUGCUGUUAUUUAUGGUUUUUCGGUUUCAUUCUUUGGAGGAUUGCUUGUAGAUCAGGUAAUUCCAACAUUAAACAUCUUUCUUGCUGUAUCUUUGAUUUACUUUUGCCUCCCAAUUCAAAGCAUCAUAAGGACAUGAUAUCUAAAAAGAAAGCAGGAGCAAGAAAAAUUGUAUUCAGAACACAGACUCGAGUUCAUGACUGAUUAUGAUCGAGAAAAUCCCAGGUCGAGCCAGGAAUCUUGGGAGAUUUUCCUAACUGAUAAGAAAAAAGAGAUGAAGAAAUAUAUACAAAUUUAUGCACGAAAAGGAGCUAAACAGAAUAAAAAUGAGGAGACAAAAAAAGUGAAAAGAAUGUUUAGCAAUAUUGGCAAUUUCUUUAGUUUUAAUUCAACAUUUCAAAAUAGAGGAACUUGGCAACAACAUCCGACUUAUCGUCCUCAGUUCUAUCCAGCCUAUCGUCCCCAAUUCUAUCCUUCCUAUCAAAGAUAUUUCCACCCUGCCUAUCAAAGAAUGGUUUAUCGUACACCCCAAAUGCCAAAUCAAAUGCCUAUCCAUGCACCUACACAACCCCAAGUCCAGCCACCUGCUAACCCUCCUCAAGCCCAAAGUUCUCAACUUCCUCUUCAGCACCAACAAUCAAUGCCUAAUCAAGCUGCUCAUCAACCAGCACACCAACCCCCACUUCAGCGUCCUCCUUCAUUCAAUACUUACAAUACUGCUCCAUUUCCCCAACCUCCCCUCCAGACCAUGCAGACUCAGCCUGUUCCAAAUGCUGCGCCUCCUUAUUAUGUGCCGACAAGGCCUCUUGUUCCUAAUCCUCCCCAAGUUCCUGGGCAUGCUAGCACACAAGCUUUGCCUCAAGCUCAGACUGUGGAGCAAACCUGAGCCAAUUCCCAGGUGCCAAAGGGAGACCAGUUGAAUGCCAGAGCUACUACCGAGAAGCCCCAAAAGCCAGAAGAGGAGAAAGACGAAAUAGAAUAA